ACUCUGCUACUAACAUCUACAUGCAGGUCUUUCUAAACACUCAUACAGUGUAGGCCUACAUUUUCCAGGAAAAUGAAUAAUAUAAAGUAUUCCAAUAGGCUCAUUAUAUUUCUCUGCAAUAGAUUGUGUAGGAAGACCGCUUAUCCUUUUCGUGAAGAACACGUAGAUCUAUAUUGGCGAAAAGCGUCAUUUUCCUUCAGGCACUUCCAUACAACAAGUCAAACUCAAAGGUUGGAUUUAGAUGACAAACCAAAAGUGAAAAGACCAAGAGCACAAACAACAAUAGAUGAAGAAGAAAUUAAAAGGUUUUCAGCAUUAGCUCAACUCUGGUGGGAUGAAGAAGGUGAAUUCAAUGCAUUGCAUACCAUGAAUGAAUUACGUGUUCCAUUAAUUGUAAAUGCUUUAAUUGAACAAAAACAAAAAACUGGUGCUGAAUCUCAUCGGUUUAAAGCUCAUAGUCAACUAGAAGGUUUUAAGAUAUUAGAUGUUGGCAGUGGUGGAGGUAUAUUAUCAGAGCCUUUAGCAAGAUUAGGAGCUUUUGUUAUAGGUGUUGAUGCUUCAGAAGAAAAUAUUAAAAUAGCCCAAGCUCAUGUCAUUCGAAAUGAAGAAUUGGCUUGUAAUAUUAAAUAUAUCUGUGCUACUGUGGAAGAUUUAAUUGAGUCAGAAGAAAGGUCAUUUGACUGUGUGAUUGCAUCAGAAGUAGUUGAACAUGUACUGGAUACAUCAAUGUUUAUAAAAGCAUGUUGUAAACUUGUCAAGCCUGGUGGAUCAAUGUUCCUGACUACAUUAAAUCGAACCAACCUAUCCUAUCUAUUAGGUGUUGUAGCAGCUGAACGAUUAUUACGGAUAGUAGAACCUGGUACACAUGACUGGAAUAAAUUUAUAUCACCUCAAGAUUUACAAUAUCUUCUAGAUCAGAAUGGUUUUUCCACAAGAUUGGUGCAUGGUAUGAUGUUUAAUCCUAUAACUAAAAGAUGGAGCUGGACAGAGAAUACUAGUAUUAACUAUGCAAUGCAUGCUGUAUGUACAGAUAAAGCUCUACAGGAAGAUGGACAAACAUGAUAAAUAGUUUUAACUAUGCACCAUCACCUGAAAACAGAACUUGACAUUAAAACUGCUACAUUAAAAACAGAAAAAAAGGUACACAACACGUUGUACGUGAUGGUUAGUCUACCUCUACAACAGAAAGCAGACUUGCACACACUGGAGAUGCCUCAUCACUGCAUGCUCUGGCAAGUCCAUUACUGUUGGUGACUUGUCACAAUAUCAGCGGACAUGUCUUUCCCCAAGAAGAUGCCAAAGUCGAGUUUCUCAGAGUACACUAUGUAAGAGAGCAAAAGAGGAAACUACCCAGAUGCACACACUCAAUGCUAUAAUAUUAUAUGUGAUUGUGUCAUAUGUGACUGUGUCAUAAAAAAUACAAAUUAAUUAUAUAUCAAUAAUAUCAGUAAAAAAUUUAUCUUGUC
Molecule: messenger RNA, 1466 nt
Organism: Patella vulgata (common limpet)
Lineage: Eukaryota; Metazoa; Mollusca; Gastropoda; Patellidae
Product: ubiquinone biosynthesis O-methyltransferase, mitochondrial
Exons: 1
Coding region: 73-1062 (329 amino acids)
Biological process (GO): ubiquinone biosynthetic process
Molecular function (GO): 2-methoxy-6-polyprenyl-1,4-benzoquinol methyltransferase activity
Source: RefSeq, a predicted model, not a curated record